AUGUCUGAGAUGUGGUUUUGUGGCCAAGGCUCAUGUACGGGUUAUGAUUUUUCUUCCUUAUUCGGAGAGCAGGACGCUUCAGAUGAGGAGAAUGAAAACAUUGAUUAUUACUUUUGCACAGCAGCAAGCUUUGAUAUUGCAGAAUUGGACGGAGAUGAAUCCUAUGGAAACGAUACAGAUUUAAAUGAAGGAGAUGAGGAAGAGGAGUACGACGACGAACAAGUACCCUAUUUUCCAACUAGUACAUUUUCUAGAAUUAUUUACAAGCCAUCACGAUUGUUAAGAAGACCAGCAAAAAGAGGUGGAAAUCAAACCAUAGCUCGAGGAAGAGGAAAAUUGUGGAUGAGAGACGAUCAUUUUCGGAAAAACGAGCCAUGGGUCAUCAGUCGAGUGUGCAGCGGAGGAUUUCAUACGCAAUAUAAUUUAUUCUUUAUUGAAAAUGAUGAAAGAAAAUACUUUUAUAUGAGCAGUGAUACUUUACAAGUGUUGCGAAAAUUUGAAUUUUCGGUAUUGUUCGAGCACAUGUUGAAGAAAAUGAUUCACAAUCAUCAAACAAAUAAUUUAUCUUCUUCAUCGGUUCAUACAGAAAUAGUUCUCUCUGAAAUAAUAUGUGGCUCUCGAGAAAUGAAAGAUAUCAUUUGUAACAAUGCAAAUUAUGUACUAUUUGAAAUGAUGGAUGGAAGACUAUAUUUGUUUGAUAUAUGGAGAAUAAUACUAUUUCCAUUUCCAGUUGUAAAUUUUAAAAGCGACUCAAUCAUCAUUUAUUCGAAUAUCAUGUCAGAGGAAAUUAUUUGUUACCUGAAGAAUCAGGAAAGAACACUUCGAAUUUGGAUCUCACAGGAAUGCAACAAGUCAAUAUCAUUACCAGUAGAAUGUAACACUCUCAAACAAAUUGCAGCGUAUUCAGAGAAUUAUCACUAUUUCGUCGAUGUGCAAAACCAAUUAUUUAUGCAUCAGCACAGUAUUUUCUCAGGCUCUUCAAGGGCGAUCAUUGAUGACAUCAUUACUCAUGUUUCACUUCCAAAUCAUGAUGAAAUUGCUGGUUCCAAUGUUAAGCAAAUUUGUUGUGGAGCCUCGCAUAUUUUAGUGUUGUUCGACAAUGGAAUUGUGCUCGCUCGAGGAUCCAAUCAGUAUCAGCAAUGUGGUGUGCAUGGGACAACCAAGUUGUUGGAAUUUGUGACAAUUAAUGUUUCUUCUCCAGUCAAAUCCAUAUCUGCUUGUCCAAACUGUAGCGUAUUAAUGACUCAUAGCACAUUCAUAUUUAUAGGAGCCGUGUUCGAUCCUUUUGAAAAGCAAGACCAGAAAUCAAACAGGAGUUACCAUGAGUUGUAUUCUCGCUUCACAUCAAUCUAUAUCAUUUCGAAGGAAAAACAAUUCGAAACUGUCGAAUGUGGUACAUUAUGUUGCUUUGUAUAUCCAAAGCUCUACUUGAGCUUCUAUGAUGCCUUAAGAGACGGAAUUCUUCAAUUCUUUUCUCGUUUGAAUCAUCAACUCAUGGAAGCAAAUCAAUUUAGGAAUCAUCCUUGCAAUUUCACAGACUUGAACAUGGUUUGUUUGUGA
Messenger RNA from Naegleria lovaniensis, 1560 nucleotides. RefSeq lists its product as uncharacterized. The transcript has a single exon. Bases 1 to 1560 code for a protein of 519 amino acids. NCBI's taxonomy places the organism in Eukaryota, Heterolobosea, Eutetramitea, Acrasida, Naegleriidae. The record is from RefSeq and is a predicted model, not a curated record.